Molecule: messenger RNA, 2315 nt
Organism: Choloepus didactylus (southern two-toed sloth)
Lineage: Eukaryota; Metazoa; Chordata; Mammalia; Pilosa; Megalonychidae
Gene: SERHL2
Product: serine hydrolase like 2
Exons: 12
Coding region: 35-958 (307 amino acids)
Source: RefSeq, a predicted model, not a curated record
GCAGUGACGGCCGCGCGCGGACCGCCAGGGAGCAAUGGGUCUGCUCUCAGAGCUGAAGUUGGCUGUGCCCUGGGGACACAUCGCAGCCAAAGCCUGGGGCUCCCUGAAGGGUCCCCCAGUUCUCUGUCUGCACGGAUGGCUGGACAAUGCCAACUCCUUCAACAGACUCAUCCCUCUUCUCCCGCAAGACUUUUAUUACGUUGCCAUGGAUUUUGGGGGUCAUGGACUCUCAUCCCAUUUGAGUCCAGGUUUCCCAUAUUACUCCCAAGACUUUGUGUGUCAGAUUCGAAGAGUUGCGGCAGCCUUGAAAUGGAAUCGCUUCUCCCUAAUGGGUCACAGUUUUGGGGGCACGGUGGGUGGAAUGUUUUCCUGUAUCUUCCCCGAGAUGGUGGACAAACUCAUCUUGUUGGACUCAGCGCCAUUUGCCCUGGAAACUGAUGAAAUGGAGCACCUGCUGACCUACCGGCGGAAAGCCAUGGAGCACACGCUGCAGGUGGAGGCCGCCACGAAGCCUUCGAGUGUGGUCAGCCCAGAGGAGAUGCUACAGCGGUUCCUGAAGAACAAUCCACACGUGGGUGAGGAGUGUGGGAAACUCCUCCUGGAGAGAGGAACCACCCAGGUGGCCACAGGUCUGAUGCUGAACAGGGACCGGAGAAUCACUUUGCCAGAGCACUGCUUUGACUUCAUCAGCAGGGAGCUGUUUGCGCAUGCCAUCAGGAAGCUGCAGGCCCACGUCCUGCACAUCAAAGCACUCCAAGGGUUUUAUAAUGUGAGAAGAGUGAAUGACAGUGACAAGGAGACCAUGCUUUUUCUAAUUGGCGUGUUGAAAUCUGUCCUAAAAGAGCAGUACCAGUUUGUGGAAGUCCCCGGCAAUCACUACAUCCACAUGAACAAGGCCCACCACGUGGCCCCUAUCAUCAGCGCCUUCUUACAGAGCCAGGAGAGUCCGGGCUCCUAACUCGCAAGCCUGCAGCAAAGCCAGGUGCCCAGGACAGGCAGAGGAUCCGGCAGUCGCAGGAGGUGGCUGAGAUUCUGGGUGACUUCACGGGGCAGGCAGUGCCUGGAUGUGGGAGUUGCUUGUUCUGUGGCUGAUAAUCUGAUGUGAGCUGGCAGUGCUGGCACAGGAGGGCUACAGCCCAGGGACUUCGGUAGUCAGUUGAAAAAUAGAACGUACUGCUUCUGAGGCUGUUUCACUGCCAGCCAGGCUCUUCCAUUGAGGGAAAGGGGAGAAUAUCACAGAUACUUCCAGUUUCCCUCUGACCGAUCCCCGUGCGAGGAGAGGCUCCAGACAAGCUGAGAAUGAGGCCAGGCAAGGGAAGGAGCCGCUUCCUGGGCAGGAGGCUUCCUGAGGGCCACCUCCGCACCCUAGGGAGGCCCUGCCAGCACUGGGCCCCUUGUGCCCGAAGCACAAAAACCAAGGGUGACAGUGUCCUUUGCCCCCAGCCCAUGUGGCCUCAGAGACGGGGCUGUUCAGCCCGGGGGCCCUCAGCACGGUGUCCACUCGCCAGGGCACACCUGCCCAGGGGCGAGCAGCUCAGGCUCUGCCGGGCCUCGUCUGCCCACUGGCCUGGCUCCCCUACUUGUUCCCUCCCCUCUCCCUGGGGCCACAGGCAGGACAGCUCAGUAGGGCCGGAAUUUGCGCUGGGCCCGCAUCAGUUCAAUCCUCUGCUUGUCCUCCUCGAACUUCUUGCGCAAUUGUGCAAGAUCUGCGGGCGUGAGGGAACACACAGGGUCAGCUGAGACAGCACAUCCACUUACAGUGUGAAGUUCGCCCUGCUGCCACCCUGCCGCCCCCCUCAGCACAAGCUUCCCCAUUCCCAGCUCAGGGAGCGUCUUCUCCCCUCUGGCUGUUUUGGGGAAAUACUCCAGGUACUGCAAGGAAACGGAAUUAGACUGCAGACAAGGAGAGGAGGCUGGGAGGCUCUUGUGGGAGAAGACAGCAUGCUUGAGUUCUGAGACAGAAAAUUCACCAGGAAAGGGAAAAAAUACACAGAAAGAAAGAAGCACUUGUUCCCUUACCCAAGAUGAAGGAAGAAGGCUCUGGGGGGGUCCCAGGGGACCUCCCUGGGGCACACAUCCCCACCCCCCAUCCCUACUGCCUCAGCAAUCCCUGGACAAGUCCUCCCUGGAGGACCUUGAAAAAGAGGGAAGAGACCCCAGUCCAGGAGCCCAAGAACCAGGCUGAGGCUCUGGUCACAGAACAACCCAUGUCAGGGGCACUUGGGGGUCCGGAGCCCAGGGAGGCUCAUGAGGAACUGCCUCCAGGUAAGCCCAGGACCUAGAGAGAGGGCACAAGGAGCAGAGGCGAGGACGAG